Messenger RNA from Acaulospora morrowiae, 173 nucleotides. NCBI's taxonomy places the organism in Eukaryota, Fungi, Glomeromycota, Glomeromycetes, Diversisporales, Acaulosporaceae. The record is from the annotation of a GenBank genome assembly.
AAAAAAAUGCUGAAUUGGCACACAAGUAUUUUUGCGAAGCGGCCGAAAAAGGCGAUGCCAUAGCAAUGUAUAAUGUCGGAAUAAUGUAUUAUAAAGGUAUCAGUGUUAAAAGGGAUGUAACUGAAGGCAUAUAUUGGAUCAAACGUGCUGCCUGUGGUGGCAUUCCUGCUGCG